Molecule: messenger RNA, 2214 nt
Organism: Micromonas commoda
Lineage: Eukaryota; Viridiplantae; Chlorophyta; Mamiellophyceae; Mamiellales; Mamiellaceae
Exons: 1
Coding region: 1-2214 (737 amino acids)
Source: RefSeq, a predicted model, not a curated record
AUGCCCGCGCGUGAGACCCGACGCGAGGUUGGUCUGGAGUGGGAACCCAUCCCGGACAACGUCCUGGUGCCGCGACGCGACAGACGAGACAGGUUCGCGCGCCCUUUCCCCCCGGACGUCCAGGUGGUGCGCAGGCGAAACGUCGGUGUCGAUGCCGUCGAUGCCGCCGAUCGUCGGAGUGUACCGAGGGCUCGGGGCAAACGGCCAAGGCGGGCGGUCGUCGACGACGUCCACGACGCGCACGACGCCGCCGCGCCCGUGGCGGUCGCGGGGCUGGACGAUUCCCUUGACCCAAACGCGGUCCUCGCCGCGCACCUGUCGUCCGGAUGGAGUCUUGGGCGAAAAAGCGACGGCGACGGCCGAUCGCUCGUGCCCCCCGGCGACGGAGCCCGAGGAGCCACGACGCCGGCGAACGCGGACCGGGGAACGACGUCGUCCGAGCUGCUCGUCGUGCGACGCGCGUACGGCAUCGAGCCACCGAACGCACCGAGCCGCGCGUCCGCACCCUCCGACGCCGCGUUCGCAUCGCUUUCAUCUGCGGUGUCGUGCGCGAGGCUCUGCGCCGCCGUGCUCCGCCGACGCGACUGGUGCGCAUCCGCGGUGGACGCCGCACACUCCGCCGUGGGCGCGUUCAGGCGGGAGGUGGCCAGCGCGCGCCGGGACGGAACACUCCGCGCACCCGCGGUCGUUCGCGGCCGCUCAGUCGCCGCGCCGGAGGAUGAGAUGGCGGCGAGCGUGCGCCGCGCGCUAGCCGCCGCGAAGGUCGCGCUCGAAGGGGCAGUCGGGGGACGUGAGACACGCGGAGGACGCGAGAAAAGCGGUGGCGACCGAGGCGACGGGCGGGACGACCCUUUCGCGGCGGCCAUGGCGGCCAUGGGCGGUGACUCACCGGGCGGUGACUCACCCGACGCGUCCGAACACUCAUCGAACGCGAUCCUCGACGCCCCCGUCGCCGUCGCCGUCGCCGUCGCCCUGGACGACGCCAUGUACGCGAUGGCGUACCACCACAGGUCGUGCGGGUGGACGAGCGGCGAUGGGUCGUGGUGGCCCAACCCCGCGGCGUACCUCACCGCGGUCACCGCGUCGCACGGUCGCUGCGGCGCCGACAUCUCGACGGUGAGUAAGUUUGUAUCGUCAGUCGCGUCCGCGGUUAAGGACGACGUCCUCGAGGGCGCGCGGGAGUGGGAGUGGCUCGACGCGAUUCGGAGGUCGAGGACGGCGGAGGCGACGUGGUUGCUGACCGCCACCGGUGCGGUCACCGCCGCGGACGUGCUCGCCGCGGGGCGAAGGGCGGCGGCCGAGGCGAAGAGGAAAACCCGGGGGCGCGCAACCACAACAGGGGACGGGACCCCGCCGCCGCCGCCGUGCCCGAAGCUCGUGCAGCUGUGGAGGGACGGCGCCAGGGUGUGGCCGUGCCGACUCUUCGCGUUCGCCACGCCCACGAGGCGGGCGCUGAGGGCGCUUUGCGACGCGUCCGUUUCGUGGGUCGAGGUGGGCGCGGGGCUCGGGUACUGGGCGCUCGCGAUGGAAAGCUCGUUCGGGAUGGACGUGGUGGCGCUGGACAAGACGCCAAACACCGAAGGGUUCGGCGGUGACUCACCGGGCGGCGGUGAGUGGGACGAGGGUGCGAUGAACGAGUACCACGGCCGGGCGGCGUCCUUUGUCAAAGUGCGCGAGGGCGGGCCGCGGGAUCUGAGACGAUACAAAAACCGGGCUCUGUUCCUUUGCUACCCGCCGCCAGGCGACGACCUGGCGGCGCGUUCGAUACGCGAACACGGCGGCGACGUCGUGGCGGUGGUGGGGGAGUGGGAUGGAAACACAGGGGACGUCGCUUUUGCCCGAGAGCUUCGCGAGUCGUGGAACCUGGCGAGGCGGGUGUCGCUACCGCAGUGGGGGGACACUGCGCACGAACUCACGAUUUGGCAAAGGAAAAAGACGGAUUCGACGGAGAGGGGCGGGACCCGCGGGGCGCAGACGCGCGUGUCCGCGUCCGCGUUCGCGGCGUGCCACACGUGCGGGAGCGGGGACCACGACCGGGUGUUGAGGCGAUGCGUGUACUGCCGCGUGGUCUGUUUCUGUUCGGAAAAGUGCUCUCGGGACGUCGACGCCACGCGGGCGCACUCCGACGAGCACGCGCUUCGCGACCUGGCGUGGACGGCGCCGGCGUACUCGGACGAGGCGAGUUUUCGAGUGUUCAGGCCGUGCGGCGGUUAG